CAUCCCUAACCUUUGGCUUUCGGGUUGAAUAAUAAUCAUCAAAUCCGAUUUUCAUGUCAACAGUUUACGUCCAAUCUGGUUCGGUGAAAAGCAUCGCCAAAUUUUCGUUCCGUUUCAUUUCCAAUCAAUGCUAAUAACUACCGCUAAACCGAACAUUACUACAUGGUGCGAAGUAGUAGCAGUGUCUUAAGACAACGGACCGAAUCUCUUCUUUUUUGCGAAAACACAACGAGCUCGGGGUCACGCGUGGUCGUGUCACUGAUAACGGGCAAUCGAUCGGAAUCGGUCGUGCCGUGCUGUAAGACGACGCUCAGUGUAUGUACAAGUGCGAUCGUAGACAGUUCCUGUUCGGCCGCGUAACCACUGCCAGAAAAUGACGGAAGUGAUCGAGAUGCUCAUGAUCAUACUGAUCGUAACGCUCUGCUUCCUGAUGAUCCCGUUCAACACGAAACCGAGUGCGGUGAUCGAAUCGCGGCGCAAGUUUGACGUCUUUGUUCGGCUGUACGACAAACCUUAUCGGAGUGAUGUGCGCGAGUACGCGUACCGGUUUCAAAUCUUUCGUACAUCGUUGAGUAAAAUUAAGCAGCUGAAUGAGUGGAGCCGGGAAGCGAAUGAUACGGCGAUCUACGGCAUUACGCAAUAUGCCGAUUUAACUGAUCGUGAGUUUAUUGCCCGCCAGCUAGCCGAUUUGUUUCCGGACGAACCAACCGGUGCGGGUAGCAUACCGAGAGCGUACCAGAAGUAUGUGAUUGAGUCGCACAGUGCGGAGAUGAAGAACGACAUCAUAUUCUCCCGGGCACGUCGUGAGCUUCUGAUACCGAACAAUCUACCACGAACGGUUGAUUGGCGUGAAAAGGGAGUCAUUUCAACGGUCAAGAACCAGGGAAGCUGUGGAGCUUGCUGGGCGAUCAGCGUCGUCGACACGAUAGCGGCACUAGCCACGAUCAAGCGAAACGAUCGCAAACUGAUCGAGCUGUGCCAUGAGCGUGUUGUACGGUGCGCAGCGAACGGGAAUAAUGGUUGCGAUGGUGGAGACACCUGCCGGUUGUUGGAAUGGUUGGCAGAAGAGAGCUAUCGGAUUGGGGCGGCCGAAUCAUGUCUCGAGCGCAACAUGGUUGAUCAGGAUGGAAACUGUACGGGAGAGAAGCCCAUCGUAGAUGGAUUACGACGCGAUGAUACCGCUGCGAAUGCGACCUUAGUGAAACGAUUCUCCUGUCAAGGCUUUGAAAACGAAGAACAUGUUAUGUUGCGUCAUCUCGCAACGAAGGGACCGAUCGUAGCCGCGGUAAAUGCCAUCUCGUGGAAGUAUUAUCUCGGUGGCGUAAUACAGUACCAUUGCGAUUCGGAUUAUGAGCUGCUUAACCACGCGGUAGCGAUCGUGGGCUAUGAGCUUAAUGCAACCGUACCGUACUACAUCGUUAAAAACUCCUGGGGACCACGGUUCGGUGAUCGCGGAUACGUGAAGGUAGCGAUCGGCCGGAACUUGUGUGGUAUUGCCAAUCGCGUUUCAUUCAUUGAGCUGAUGUAGAUGAAGGAUUGUACGGUAGGUAUUUAAGAUGUAAUUUAAUUUUAAUCUUACUCAAAACAGGUACUCACCCUGGUUACUCCAUGCCGUGCCCGUAGAUUAAUGAUUGUCAAAAUAAAAUGAUCGGGUUGUGCAUUUGUUUAUAGCAAUUAUCGUUUACUGUUCGGUUGUUUCAUCUCUUCGAUGCGGCAACUAUUUACAAAUAGUGUUAGCAAGUUGUUUACUUCGCUCAUUUCCUCUUGUCACCCUAAAUGCCUUUCUGCUAAUUUCCGAAUGGAGUUUAAUAAGGAAUGUAUUCUCUUUACUAUCGUUCACAGUGUGAUUAAUCCGGAAAAUUAGCAUAGUUCCUCAGUUCGUCACGGUAAACCCGGUGCUUACUUUUUCGUUUCUCUCAACCACUAGCGACGAAACACAGUGUGAACUUUUUUGUUUUUUGUUAUGAUACUUUUACUUAAUAUAAUUUAUCCUCAGCACCAAAUGCAAGCGCAAUGAAAGAAAGAAUUCAAUCUGACCGGUGCAAGCUGACGCGGUGCAAGAAGUGGACUAAAGACCUAUUAAACGGAUGUCAAAAACCCUACUAAACCGGUGAAUUAUUCUACUACUCCACUCACACAAAACGCAACAACCUGCACUACUGCUGCAUGACUUAAAUGUACGCUGAAGAUGAAAUGCGCUUACUACUUGUGUUUGCGUGAAUUAAGUUUUUUGGGUGGGGGGAAAAUUUUUUCUCUAAAAAACCCGUCAAUAUC
This is a messenger RNA of Anopheles funestus (African malaria mosquito), 2274 nucleotides long. Its product is annotated as cathepsin O-like. Lineage: Eukaryota; Metazoa; Arthropoda; Insecta; Diptera; Culicidae. Gene Ontology annotation, molecular function: cysteine-type endopeptidase activity. Bases 374 to 1528 code for a protein of 384 amino acids. Gene Ontology annotation, cellular component: lysosome. The record is from RefSeq and is a predicted model, not a curated record. The transcript has 3 exons.